AUGUCCACCCGCAAGCGCCCGCCCCCAAACCCCCUCGACCCCGACUCCGACUCCGACACCAGCAGCCCCCCCACCAGCAAGAAGCGCCCCUUCCAGCAGAAGCCCCCCCCAACCACCACCACCACCACCACCGCACCUCCACCGCAGGCCGCCAACGCCGCCUCCAACGACGAAGAUGACGAAGACGACUACAUGAACAUGACCAUCGCCGAGCCCACCCUCCCCGAAACAUUCUCGCAGCGCAAGAAGCGCCUGCAACUCGAAGCCGAAACCCGCGCCCGCCCAAAAUCCAAAGCCGAGCUCGCAGCACUCGAAAAAGCCAACCGCGACGCCGCCCUCGCAAAGUCCCUCCUCGACACCCAAACACCCAACAAGGGCCUGCUGAUGAUGCGCAAGAUGGGCUUCACGCCCGGGUCCGCCCUCGGCGCCCCCACCGCCAGCACCAACACAGCCAGACUAGAGCCCAUACCCGUCACGCUAAAAGAAGACCGCACCGGCAUCGGCCACGCGUCCGCGCAGCGCGCCAAGCUCGCCGCAACCGCCCCUCCCACCACCACCACCACCACCGCCGCCGCGCAGCUCUCGCCCGAAGACUACCGCGCGCGCGUCGCAGAAGAGCAGGAAGAGCGCCGCCGCGAGGCGCAGCUGGUCGCUGCCCAGAAGCUGGCCGAGGAGUUUGAGUGCGAGCGCUCUGGCAGCAGCGUUGGUACACGCGCGGUGCCGCUACGGAGUAUCAAUGUGCUGUGGCGCGGCCUGGUGAAGCGGCGGGAGGAGAAGGAGCGCGAGAGGCGGAUGAGGUAUGAUCUGCUGCAGAGCCUGGACGCGCCGCGGCUGCCGGGGUAUGAUCGCGACUGUGAGCUGGAUGAGGUUGAUAAAGCGGCGUUGGGGAUCACGGUGCCGGGGCUACGGCGGCCGGCAGGGACGGUGGUGGUGGAGGAUGAAGGGGAGGAGGGGGAUGAGGUGGAUGAAGAGUUGGAGAGGGAGGAGGCGAGGAGUGCGGGGGAGAGGGUGGCGGCGUUGUGUGAAUACCUCAGGAGGCAGUAUAGGUAUUGCUUUUGGUGUAAAUGUAGAUAUGAGGAUGAGGAGAUGGAGGGGUGUCCGGGCGUUGAGGAGGACCUGCAUGGAUAG
Messenger RNA from Morchella sextelata, 1128 nucleotides. RefSeq lists its product as uncharacterized. Gene Ontology annotation, molecular function: nucleic acid binding. Bases 1 to 1128 code for a protein of 375 amino acids. Lineage: Eukaryota; Fungi; Ascomycota; Pezizomycetes; Pezizales; Morchellaceae. The transcript is spliced from 2 exons. Gene Ontology annotation, cellular component: kinetochore. The record is from RefSeq and is a predicted model, not a curated record.